GAAUUAAACGUGAUGAGUUUGAAAUUUGAGGAAUCGAAUUCGAAUAAAUGACAUGUUUGCAUGACCAAAAAUUGAUAUUUACCGUCCCAAAAGUCUUGGAGUAAGCUUCAGGCAUACAGUUGGUAUUGCCAGAAUAUCUGGAAUCAUCUGUUCGACUAUUCCAGCAAAAUAUAAUUGGAGCAUACUGAGGAUAGACGGUGAGUCAGGGAGUAAUUUAGGGGGCUUGCCUGGAAUGAGUUUUACCCAUGUAAUCCAAAUGGGAGUAGGAGUAGGAGUACUACACCUGAAGCAAAUGAAAUCAAACACCCCUGUAUGGCACAACUCUCAUAGAACUAGGAGCAGGAUGAUGAAUAUUACGAUGAGAGACAGAAGCAAGAAUAGAAAGCCCCUUCAGAAGGGUCGUAAUCUCAGCAUUGAGGCUAUCCAAACAGUUCAAGCAUUGAAGCGGGCUGCCAACCUCUCAGAGGCGUCUCUGGAUCAAGUAUUUGAUAACAGAUUCAGGCGUUUAUUGAAGUUUGAUAUGAUUGCUGUUCUCCGGGAACUCCUUCGCCAGAACCAAUGUCUUUUGGCCCUUAAGGUUUUCAGGGAUAUCAGAAAAGAGGAGUGGUAUAGACCUCAGUUGUUGCUGUAUGCUGAAAUGAUAACAGUUUUGGGGAGCAAUGGAUUGCUUGAAAAGGUCGAACUACUUAUCAUGGAACUUAAAGCAGAAAGUACAGUAAAUCCUGAUAUUGAAGGCUUUAAUAUGUUGCUGCAAAGCUUGAUGAAUUUGAAUCUCACUGCAUUAGCAAUGGAGUGUUUUUACUUGAUGAAAUCAUUAUCAUGUGACCCAGAUAGAAUAUCGUUUAAAAUUCUUAUAGAUGGUUUAAAAUCAAAUAAGGAAAUGAAGCUUUUAGCUAUCAUACUGGAGGAAGCAAAAAGAUAUUAUGGCUGUUAUGUGAAUUUCUUAGAGAAGGAAGAUACUGAGAUCAGCUCAGAAUCACUGAACAUUUAAGACCUGCCAAGGAUGAAUUACAUAUGUUGCUGGUUGGUCUACUAUUUAGUUGUUUUAGUUUCUGUACUACUGGGAAAUGGGGAGCCAGUGUUGGCAGUUAUAGGAACUAUAAAUGGCAUAUAGUGUCGUUGCCCACAUUAGGUAUUAAAUGUUUAUAAUUGUUUACUGGGCCUGUCAUAUGAUGCCUGUUCUGUGUAUGUCAAGCUUGUUAAAUUGACAAUUUAAUCAAUUCAACAGCCAACUAAGGUCAUUAUGCAAAUGGUAUGUUAAGAAUGGGGGAAGUUUCCAUAAGGCCUGGAAAAACUUGGUUAUAGAUUCCUCUGCAUUUACUUCUUAAGCCAUGGAACUGGAAAGCAAGAGUUGGAGGCAUUAAAAUGAUGAAUUGGUUUGAGAGGCUACACAGAAAAUUUUGCAUUCUGAAAAUACUUUUUACAUGUGUUGGUACAGCUGUAAAGGUUGUGGCAAAAUAUCAUGUGUAUAAUUGAAUGCGAUACGUCCUUGUGUUUUUUAACACUUUUAGGUUCCAGAAUUUCAUUUAUUUGCAUAUACAAGGCUACAUGUGGUUCAUCUAAAUGUGUGCCUACUGAUGACAUUUUAUCAUUUUUACUUAAAUUUUAGGGUAAAUUACAACGACCUUCCCGGAGGUUUGGCAUAAUUAUAAAUAACCCCUCGUUGUUUGGAAAAUACAAUAUGAGCAUAGUUGACAAUUUCAUACCUCCAUCUAAGGUUUACAUGGUUCAAUUAAACACUAGGGGGGUAUCUGUAAUUUUUCAAACAACAAGGGGAUAUUCGUAAUUGUGUCAAACCUCAUGGGAGGUCGUUGUAAUUUAUCCUGAAUUUUAACAUAAAAAUGGUAUUGUUUCUGUAAACAACUUGUGUUACUACCUUUGAGUUAAAAUGCUUGUGUGAUGGAUCAAGUGGCAGAGGAACAUAAAUCUAAUCGAUUGCUUAUCGUGGAGUUUAUUUUGUGUGGGGUGUGCGUUGUUUUUGUUGAAGGUGAAUGAUUUUCCCUUCAAUGAAAAUGAAGAGAUAGAGGUGAGGCAUAAAAAUGACGGAGUACAUAAUUUAUCGUAUCUCAUUUAUGUUGCAGUUCAAGUAACUCAUUUAUUGGAGAUUGCCCACCAAUGUGUUCUUUAUUGUUAAAUGGGGCAAAAUCGAUUUAACUUGCUGUGGUAGACAUGUAUCUACAUUAACAACAUAGGAACCAGUUGGCUAAUUUCAGAAGAAAACAUGCACUUGUUUUUGUGAAGUGCAGACAUUAGUGCUGGAACUGUUUGCCUAGGAAUGUCUGACCAAACUUCCAGUUUGUGGUGCAACAUUGUAAGUUGCCAAUGUUAUGCUACUAGCAGUGGUGACCUCAAAUGAUAGAGGUUGCCCUGCAAGCUUGGUGUUACAUUGCCAGUUCCUUUCCAUCUGAACCCAUAUGGUCCUUGAUCCCUUCACUUUUACCGCAACAAUUUCUCCAUCCAACCCAACAUUGGUGAUUAACACUUGCAUGAAAUAAGCUCUGCCCUUGAGUGUGAAUCUGAUUCCCCCUUUUCUUUUACAUUGCACCCUAAACACGAAGUGUUUGAGGUAGUAGAGCAACUAUAUAUUAUUAUGCUGAUUAUUGAAUGAGCAAGUGUGAACCUUGAAGUACCUUCUGUACUGGACGGAAACAAUAUAUGCUUUUUGCUGGGCAAUAAGAGAAAAUGCAGCCUCUGGCAUCUGAAAGUGGGCUCUUGGAAAGUUGCACCACCUGCCAUAAUCAGCGGGUAGGCCAUAGUAGGUGGACAGAGAUCAAUGGCAGUAAGAACAAUUGAUGGACUUCUCUGCAGGCACUAUACAAUAAGAAAUUACCAGUGAUGAUGGAGGCCUCUCUCUUUGGAAUAGGUUGCUGUAGCAGACUUCCAUUCUUGAUAUUGGGCGGUUACUGUGGAUGUAUGAAGUGCAGAAAACAAGUAGCAGAUGACCGCAGCCUGGAGGUGGAGAGCAGCCAUGUGAGGGAGUUAUGAGUUUGAACAGUAAUCAGUACAUUAGUUUCAUUCUUCUAUAUGUAUAUGUGUAUAUACUGAUGUAAUAUCAUUGUUUCCUUUUGGGUUC
Molecule: messenger RNA, 3073 nt
Organism: Sesamum indicum (sesame)
Lineage: Eukaryota; Viridiplantae; Streptophyta; Magnoliopsida; Lamiales; Pedaliaceae
Product: pentatricopeptide repeat-containing protein At1g62350
Biological process (GO): Group II intron splicing; chloroplast organization
Molecular function (GO): RNA binding; protein binding
Source: RefSeq, a predicted model, not a curated record